UCCAUUUUACUUCUCUAUAUAAAGCUCUCUCAUUUGAUCAUUUUUUCCAUCACCAAUUACAAUUACAAAUACUUUGCCCCUUCCAUUUCUUCAUUUAUUUUCCUCUUUCCCAUCUUCUUAUUUUCAACUUUAUUCCAAUGGCCAGUGUUGAGGUUGAAUCUACACCAGUAGCAGCAGUAGAGACUGCUCCAGCUGAGGUUGAGGUUACCCCAGCUCCAGCUCCAGCUCCAGAGGCAACCAAGGUGGAGGAACCAGUUCCAGUUGUAGAAAAGGAAGCCGAGGUCGAAUCAACACCAGCACCAGCACCAGCAGAAGAGGCUGCUCCUGCUGUGGAGGAAGCAGCCCCUGUAGCUGAAGAGCCUGUGGUUGCAGGAUCUGCAGCCACAAAAUCGGAAGAGCCAGUGGAGGCUGCAGCGGAACCUGUUGCAGCCGCAAUUGAGAAAUUUGAGGCUGCAGCGGAACCUGUUGCAGCCGCAACUGAGAAAUUUGUGGCUGCAGAAGAACCUGCAGCCGUAGCUGAAGAAUCUGUGGCUGCCGCAUCCGUUGAGGAGGCUGCAGCUGCAGCACCCGUAGCUGAACCAGAAGCAGCCCCUGUUGCGGAACCGGAAGCAGAGAAAACAGAGGAAGCUGCUCCUGUAUCUGAGGAACCAGAGAAAGCAGUUCCAGUGGAGAAAUCUGAAGAGUAAAUUCUACUGAGGAAUUUUAUUUGAUGAAUGAUGGGGUCUUUAUUGAAAGUUGGUUGUGUUUAUUUUGUUUCUUAGUUGAGUAUUUUAUUUACUACUAUUACUAUAUUUUUAUAUAAUAUGGUUACAAUGAAGGCAUAUGUUAGUAUUAACAUAUGGUCUAGGUGGUCGGGUGGGAUAUUUUACAUAGUUAUUUUAAGCUAUGUUUGUUGUCUUGUCCAGGGUUCAGUUUGUCAUGGUUUGAUUAAAGAUGAUAUGAGAUUUGAUCUCUAGUUUAUGAUAAUAAUAAGAGAAAA
Molecule: messenger RNA, 979 nt
Organism: Solanum dulcamara
Lineage: Eukaryota; Viridiplantae; Streptophyta; Magnoliopsida; Solanales; Solanaceae
Product: induced stolen tip protein TUB8-like
Exons: 3
Coding region: 138-686 (182 amino acids)
Source: RefSeq, a predicted model, not a curated record